Messenger RNA from Sabethes cyaneus, 990 nucleotides. RefSeq names its product acetylcholine receptor subunit alpha-like 1 (gene nAChRbeta3). Gene Ontology annotation, molecular function: extracellular ligand-gated monoatomic ion channel activity; neurotransmitter receptor activity; transmembrane signaling receptor activity. Gene Ontology annotation, cellular component: neuron projection; synapse; membrane. Lineage: Eukaryota; Metazoa; Arthropoda; Insecta; Diptera; Culicidae. The transcript has 4 exons. Bases 1 to 990 code for a protein of 329 amino acids. The record is from RefSeq and is a predicted model, not a curated record. Gene Ontology annotation, biological process: monoatomic ion transmembrane transport; chemical synaptic transmission; signal transduction.
AUGUUUUCUAGUUCGAUUGACUGGACGGACGAUAAACUCAAAUGGAAUCCGGCUGACUACGGAAACCUGGACCUGAUCCGCACGAACCCGGACAGUGUUUGGCGGCCGGACUUGGUCCUGUACAACAACGCUCGCGGUUCGGACAACCUCCACUACGGCAAAACGAACGUCCUAAUCUAUCACAACGGAAAGGUGCUCUGGGUUCCACCGACCGACUAUCACGGGUUCUGCGAGCUGAACCUUCGCCUGUGGCCCUUCGAUUAUCAAACGUGCUUCCUGAAGAUUGGCUCUUGGACGUACGACGGUUUUAAGCUUAACCUUACUGCCAGCGAAAAUCCGGAGAUCGACAUCUCGGUGGCCAACAACGAGUGGAGCAUUCGGAAAGUUACCACCGAUCGCAACAUAGUCUAUUACAAGUGCUGUACGGAGCCCUACAUCGACAUUCAGUACAACGUCACCCUCCAACGGCACACAUCGACCCACAAGGCCAUCGUCAUUAGUCCGGCCUUCGUAAUUAUGCUCCUAUCGCUGUCGGUGUUCUGGUUACCUCCUCACUGUGGCGAAAAAAUCAUUCUCAAUGCCGUCAUCAUUCUGAUUGUAACGAUUUUCCUCAUUUAUUUUGCUCAGCAGUUACCAGCCAUGUCCGGAAACACUCCGUUGAUCGUGAACUUUUUCAGUACCACCUUGUAUUUGGUUGCCAUUAGCACCAUCAUUUCGGUGAUCGUCCUGAGAAUGGCUCGUACCAAGCACUUCCAACCAGUGCCAAGGGUUCUCAAAUCGCAAGUGGACGGCUGUUUGGGUUCGGUGUUAGGUGUUAGCAGCAGCAGUGGAACCAUUCCGUCGGACGAGGACAAAGAAGCUUCCGGUGGGGAGAACAUUGGCGAUCCAAAACAGUACGACUGGUUCCGUGCAGCCACCCUGAUUGAUCGUUUGAUUUUCGUUAUCUACUUGAUUAUCUUUAUCAUCUCUAUUAUCUACUACAGCCUGUAA